Messenger RNA from Prorocentrum cordatum, 643 nucleotides. NCBI's taxonomy places the organism in Eukaryota, Dinophyceae, Prorocentrales, Prorocentraceae. The record is from the annotation of a GenBank genome assembly.
GCAUGCUGGGCUCAACGCCGCUGCGGGCCCCGCCGCGCGCGACCCGCAUCCGACUCGGGCCGCGCACCCGCACGGCCUCCCUGCCGACCUGGCAGCAGGCGGACGGAGGCGGAGGAGAAGCAGCGACGGCUGGCCCCUCCGGAGCCCGCGCCGUCACAGAAGUGGCCCGCGGCGAUCUCCCAGCUCCUGGCGGCGCAUGCUGCCCGCAGCCUCGCGGCAUGCCGCUCCGGCGCGGGGAGCGCCGAGCGCCGCCGAGGGACCGCUCUGGGCCGCCGCCGUGGAGCUCGGCUCGAGGGCGGCGCCGCCCCAGCGGGCGCCCGCGGCUGCGACGCCCACUCGAAGGCUUCCGCGGCCGCGCGGGCGCGCGGGACGCGGCGGCGGGACCUCGCCUGGCGCGCCGGCCGUCCACGGCGAGGAGGGGCAGCAGAGGAGAGGCCACGAAGGCGCAGCGGCGGCUGCAGGGCCAGGAGGAAUGCUCAAAAGUAGUCUAGAAGUAGUCUUGGGACGAUUUUUCGACAAUGUUCCACUAUUUUUGUGAACAUGUCUGGGUUCUUUUUAUUCAAUCGCUUCGCUCAUUCCGCCGGCCCAUGUUGCAUGAUCGCUACUGCUUCGCCGUGGGCCCAGGGCCAUUGUGGCGCCGCCG